Messenger RNA from Diorhabda sublineata, 7772 nucleotides. Its product is annotated as serine/threonine-protein kinase 10. Gene Ontology annotation, biological process: protein phosphorylation. Bases 278 to 4582 code for a protein of 1434 amino acids. Lineage: Eukaryota; Metazoa; Arthropoda; Insecta; Coleoptera; Chrysomelidae. The transcript is spliced from 13 exons. Gene Ontology annotation, molecular function: protein serine/threonine kinase activity; ATP binding. The record is from RefSeq and is a predicted model, not a curated record.
UUUUGCGGGGAACGGAGAUGGGAAGAAGGUAAAAAUUGGCAUGGCCGACUGUAGCUAGAUGAAAAUAUACAAAUCGGAUGAAAAUAGUUAGUUUAUCUAGUGUUCAUAAAUAAAUACCCCUAUAUCUUAAUUAAACCAGUGAUGAUAGUAUGGAUGUGAUAACGUGAACUGGAAAAGGCGUAUAACUCUUGAUAGUAACAAUUGGCCAGCUUUCAAUUGUGAUAAUGUAGUAAAAACUAGUGUUAUUUUCAGAUCAGUGUAAAGUGAGUAGUUAAUAAUGUCUUUCUUCAACAAUAUUAAAAAAGUUCUGCACUUCGGCGGCAAUGACGCGAAAAAGAAAAAAGUUUAUAAUAAUGUGCGUAUGGAAUGUGAUCCAGAAGAAUUCUGGGAUAUGAUAGGGGAAUUAGGAGAUGGAGCUUAUGGAAAAGUGUACAAGGCUCAACAUAAACACACAGGACAGUUAGCAGCUGCUAAAAUGUGCAGAUUAGAUGGAGAAGAUGAUCUAUCAGAUUUCAUGAUAGAAAUUGAUAUUUUAUCUGAAAUUAAACAUCCUAAUAUAGUCGAACUUCAUGAAGCUUUUCAAAAAGAGCAACAACUGUGGUUGCUUAUUGAAUACUGUGAUGGUGGAGCAUUGGACAGUAUUAUGACUGAAUUAGAAAAACCUCUGAAUGAAGUUCAGAUAGCAUAUGUGUGCCAAAAUAUGUGCAAAGGACUGCAAUUUUUACAUAAAUCACAUGUUAUUCAUAGAGACUUGAAGGCUGGAAACGUAUUACUCACCAUGGCAGGAGGAGUUAAAUUAGCUGAUUUUGGAGUUUCUGCUAAAAAUAAAAGUACGCUUCAAAAACAUGACACAUUUAUUGGUACUCCAUACUGGAUGGCUCCGGAAGUGGUGCUGUGUGAAACUUUUCGUGAUAAUCCAUAUGAUUAUAAAGUAGAUAUAUGGUCAAUGGGUAUUACUCUGAUUGAGUUUGCCCAAAUGGAACCACCCAACCAUGAAAUGUCUCCCAUGAGGGUAUUGCUCAAGAUCCAGAAAUCUGAUCCGCCCAAAUUAGAACAGCCUUCAAAAUGGUCCAAGGAGUUCAAUGAUUUUUUAGCAAAAGCACUUAUAAAAGAUCCUCAAAAAAGGCCGUGUUGUGAUGAACUUUUAAAACACGCUUUUAUCAACUGUACAUUGGAUUCAAAACCCGUCCGUGACUUAUUAUUGGAGUACAAAGCUGAAGUUGUGGAAGAGGAACUUACAGAUGAUGAUCCAGAGGACAACCGAACAUCUCAAGUGCCUCUGGAUAUCGAAGAUGACUCUACAUCUCUAAAAAGUAAUGAAGUUGAUGGUAAAGUUCUUGAGUCCAUCUCCACAACUCCGCCACAUAUUCAAACCGAAAUAAUUGAAAAAGACAAGGAAUUCAAAAAACCUGUCUUUAUCGAAGAUGAUAAACAGACACCAAUCACGUCAGCUAUACCGACAUCACACACGGACAAAAAACAAGUUGACAAAAAAGAAGAAACACAAAGGAAGACAUCUCGUGACAAGGGUAAAGCUCCACCACCACCUCCUCUACAAACUCAACGAUCAACUAGUUCAACGUCUUCAGAUAAAGAAUCACCAUUGCCUGAAAAAGAAAAAUCUCUGGCUCCACUUCCACCACCACUUCCAGUAGCACUUUCUACACUACCCACACCUCCAUCUUCCCCUAUUACUCCUCCAGAUUCCCCGCUAGAAGCUAGUCCACUUCGUGUGCAUAACUUUCCUCCUAAUGUCCAAGAGGUUGUCAGAACUAAGGAAGAUGAACUUUCCAUACAAUUGCCAUCUUCGGAAAAGGCAUCAACUAGUACGACUUUACAAGAAGUAACAUCCAGAGAGAAAGUGAAAUCUGACGAGAUCGACAAUACUGUAAACAUAUCCAAAAUAAAACAGGCUCUAGAAAAUCAUAUAACAAAAAGACUUUCACGUGAGAAAGACGAAAAAACUACUCCUCUAGAUAAUGACAAAUUAGUUGACAUGCCAUUAGAUAAGAUUGGAGAUAUUGUUACUGUAACUAGUUCCAACACUACUACCCCUGAUGAUAGUUUACAUCUUGUAGUUGUCUCCACUCCCCAAUCUGAAAGGAACAAGAAUAUGUCUACCAUUACUAUUAAUUCUAAUUUGCCGGACACAUCGAAUAGUUUAGCUUCAAAUAUUAGCCAAGUGACGGUAGUGACGACACAUCCUCCUGUUAUAAUCGAUAAUUCUCUUCCACCGAGAGCUUCCUCCUCUUCGCCAAGCAAUAGUACCAGUGAAGUAGUAAUUGUAGCGAACGAAACUAAUAAGACUCAAAUAGAGUCAUCAGAUGACGAAUUCUGUCCAUCACUUGAUUCACUUGAAUAUCCUCCACCUACAGAAUUCCGUGACAAACCUUUGAAGGUUAAAAAGUUGGAUGAAAGUGAAGUUAUGAUAACAGAUUCGAGUUAUGUUAUUAAUGAUUCCGGGCUAGAUGUUUCUGAAGAAAAUUCGAAACUUUUGGAUACCAGUCACGUUUCGGUAGUGAAAAUAGAUGAAGAAAAAGUUCAGGUAAAGGAUUCGACAUCGUAUUUAAGUGAUAAAUCGGCGGAUUAUCGAGGUUCUACCAGUGAUUUAUCAAACACUUCAUCUGGAAAAACGGGUAGUACAAAAAGUGACUACGGAGAUGAAUAUAAGGGUACUCAUAUUAUUUUGGAUGGAUCUAACGCCGAAAUGCUUGAUUCGAAACCAAGAAUGAAUGGUCAAGUUAUUCAUUCUCAUAGCCGAGAAGAUAUUUACAAGAAAUCUCUCAAUGGCAAAAUGUAUGCAGAAAGCUUUGAGUCGGCUAUGUCUGAUAGGUCACAUAGUGAUUGUGGAUCAGUACGAAGCAAUGAUUCACACAGAAGACCUAUUUCGGGAGCCAGUAAAAGUAUUGAGCAAUCUGAUAUUGAAAGUAUUUCUUUAGCUAGUCAAGAAAGUAGAGGAAGUAAUGAAAAGGAUGAUAAACGAUACCUGUCAAAUGAUUUAGAUGAAAAUGAUGAUAAUGCAGUUGUAUUACGUAAACCUCCUAAAUCCAAGUUGGAAACGAUAGCAAUGCAAAAUCGCAAAACUAGAAAAAGGACUAGAAAAUUCAUAAUAGACGGUGUUCUCAUUACUACCACCACUAGUAAAGUUAUAUAUGGAGAUGAAGAAAACUACAAUCUCAGUGAUCCUCACAGUGAUAGAAAGCAAGAACUCAGGGAAUUGAAAUAUUUACAAAAGCAAGAACAAAAACAGUUCCAAGAUUUAGCAACAAAGGAGCAAUUAGCAAUUGAACAACAAGAUCGAAAGUUUGAACAAGAAAGACAGAAUCUUGAAAGGACUUACGAAAAUGAUCUUGAAAUGUUAAGUAAACAACAGAGAUUACAAAUAGAAAGAGCUGAAGCUCAACAGGAUGCGGAUUUACGGGCGACUUCUAAAAAAAUCCGUGCUGAGCAGGAAAGAGAUCUGAAACAAUUUAGAGAGAGUCUUAAGGCGGAAUUAAGAUUACUUAAAUAUGAAAUAGAUAUGUUACCUAAAGAAAGACGCAAAAACGAAUUUAAGGUUAGGAAAGAUAAGAUGGAUGCUGAACAUCUAGAACGAGAAAAAAGCUUUUUAGAAAAAUUGAAUGAAAAUCAUGAAUCUUCUUUGAGGAGACUUAGCGAUUCGCAUAGGGAAAAAAUAGCUCUUAUGGAGCGGCAAUUCCUUCAACAAAAACAUCAGUUAACAAGGACAAGAGAAGCUGCACUUUGGGAAUUAGAAGAAAAACACAUACAUGAGAAACAUCAACUGAUAAAAAGACAAAUUAAGGAAAUUUUCAUUCUCCAGAGGCAUCAAAUGCUAACAAGACACGAGAAGGAGAAGGAACAAAUUAAACGAAGAGCUGCCAGAAAAGAAGAGGAAUUGUUAAAAAAACAACAAAUAGAGAAAAGAUCGCUGCCAAAGAGAAUAAGAGCGGAAAUGAAAGCUAGGGAAGCCAUGUUUAGAGAAUCUAUGAGAAUAUCUAUAUCUGGAACCAGUGAUCCGGAUUUAGAAAAAAAUAGAUUUAAGGAGUUCCAAGAAAAAGAGAAAAAGCGAUAUCAGGCUGAACAGCAACGUUUUGAAUUGAAACAUCAACGUCAACUGGAAGAAUUGAGAGCUAUGAGUGAUGCAACCAUCAAGGAGCUGGAACAACUUCAAAAUGAAAAACGAAAAAUGUUACUUGAACACGAACAUCUCAAAUUGAAGCAACGAGAAGAAGCAUUUAGCAUCGAGUUGAAAGAUUGGAAAGGAAAACUAAAACCUAGAAAACAGAAACUCGAGGAAGAAUUGUACAAAGAAAUACGUUCGGCCAAAUACUCCAGUCACCUCCCUAAAAUUUCUUUCCCAGAGCCUGGCUCUUCUUCAACUGACAACGUACCUGAUAAUAGUAUUGGUACUAAAUCUAGUGUUAAUGAUGAUAAGACGGCAUCGUCAGUACCGUCAAGCCCCUUUGUGACUGAUGGUCACAGACACAGUUGGGGUCAUCAGAGGACGUGGAGCACGGGAGUUAUAUCUGAAAAGAAUUUUGCUUUUUCUCCUCCUUCUCUAAAAGACGAUUCCGCUGCUUAGUUUUGUCUGUUGAUCCUUUUCCUGUUUGGUUUGUUUUUUAAACUCUAUCUGUACUUACUAAUUAUCUAGUUUUGUUUCUUUGAAAUUAAAAUCAGAGAAAAACAAUUAUUUUUUAAAAAUCAAAUUUUUUAUUUUUAAAGAAAUAAAAUACUCAUUUGUUAAGGAAAAAUAAAAACAAGAGUAUUUCAACGGGUUUAAAUAUAAUUACCAUAUCAAAAUAGAAUCUCCAGAAAUUGAUGUUGUACAUAACUAAGAAACAGUUUAAUCACAAAUUUUACUUUGUUAUAGUUCCCUAUGGCAUAGCCUGAAUUUCUAUAUCUUGUUGGUUUUAUUCUACCAAAUGAAUUAUAUGAUUAAACAAGAUAUUUUUCUAAAACUCAAUCCAAGAAACAUAAUAACAGAAUAGAACAAGGAGGCAAUGACACAAAGGACCAAUUUAAUAAUAAUUCUUUCUGCUCCAUUGAAAUUAUUUUUUACAUUCACAAAAGUAUUAUCUAUAUAAAUUCAGAUAUUGAGUACGUCAAGUGUGAUACAUAUAGUUUGCCUUAUAUAUAUAGUUUGCGAUAUACUUUCAAUUAGUAUAAACAAUAUUAUAAGUGUUAGCAUUUUGGGGUGUUAAAUAUUAGAUCAGUGUCCGUUAAUUAAAAUUCUCACUUAUUUAUAUUGAAUUUUCUAAUUUAUGUAUUCUUUGUUUUUCUCUCAUUUUAAAAUUUCAUAGAAGUUGACAAUCUUUUGUCUAGUUAAAAAAAUGAACUAACUAGCUAAUAAAUACUUUCAUAGUUCAAGAUUUGAUUCAAGGUAUUCAGAAAAACAAACCACCGUUUCUCCGAUGUUUGUGUUGUUUUUUUUCCAGUUGUUUGUGUUCGUUUUAUUUUUUGUUUUGCUUUACUCCCUUUCACUGCUUGUUUCAGUGGACGUAUUACAUUCAGGUUUGUAUACAAGCUUUAUUUCUUCUCCUAAAUUAUUUAUAAUAUACUCUUUCUGAAAAUAACCAUUAAAUAUUAGUCAUCUGUGAUAGUUACUGAUUAUCGAAUGUUGUGGAUGAAAUUUCGGGAUAAAUCCAGAUUUUUCAGUUAUAGCAGAUGUGAGAGAUUUUAUGUCUCGUAGUAGCUUACCGAAGAGUGAUUUGUUUAAUGCAUGCAUCUAUGCUGUUCUCUAAUUUAACAAUUUUUAUUGAUUAACGCAUUUUUUCACCAAAAUUCAACAUCAUAGUUUCAAAUCGCUGUUGUACUCAAAAUCGCAAUGCAACCUUGAGCAAAGCUAAAUUAGUUGCCACUCUUUUUAUCUCCUGUAGCAGAUAUCCAGGCACAAUGUUUAUAUUUGCCAUUAGUAAUGUUAUUUUUUUGUAUAAAGUUGGUACGUAGCUAAGUAGUCAAAAAUGUAUAUGGAGUUGAGUAAAUUCUAGUGGAUACCUUACAAUAAAUAAAAAUGGAUAAUUAUAAGUUCCCACACAUCGAUAUUAACUACGAUAAUAAAUACUAAACUAAGAACACAAGUUUCAAUAAUUUAUUUUGGAAAGAGUAUAUUUUAAUAAAAUUGCCAUCCAAUAUAGCUAGUUUCUGGAACCAUUGGUGGUUAUACUGAACAUGCUUACACUUCCACUACACCAAAAAUCACAAAUACACUAUAUGACGCGCAUUUUUAUAACCAUGUUAUUUUCUUGAAGUUGAUUCGUUUUCUGAAGAAGAUAACUUACUAAAACGCACGUCAGGCAGUGUAAUUGUGUGUUGGCGAAUUGUAGUAAACAGUGUAUUCAAUAUUCAAAUAUAGUAUAAAAACUGUUAUUCAAAAUACCGUAACUUUAACAUAAAUCAUAUUGAAAUAUUGUCUUUAACGGGGACAUCUUAUAUAGUUUUUUAAUUCUACAGUACCACCAAUUAUCUAAAAAUUUAAAUUAAUAUAUGAAAUAUUUUCUUUUCAACCUUAUAAUAUAUAGUAUUGGAAAAAAUGUACGAUUUCAAUGUGAACAAUUAUUUCGAAAUCUAGAGUAAAUUUGUAUAAAAUUUUGCGAUCAUUUAUAAUAAGCUUAUUGUUCCACUCCACUUUUUGAGUACCUCGUUAGAAUCGAAAUCGAUUAUUAUCAAAAUGAGGGUGGGAAAGUAUUCGUAGAUAUUUGCUUGGAAUAUUUUGAAAUGAAAUGUUCAUCAUAUAAACAACUCAGAAAACAUUUCUCAAAGAUGAUAUACAUCCAACAAUUUUGUUAAAUUCUGGGAAAUAAGAUCAAAACUGAGAAUUUUGAGAUUCCGCCGAUAUGAUAUUGCUCUUGGGAUUUUUUUUAAUUAGAUUGAAAUGAGUUUAUAGAGAAAUUCCUACGUUUUAUUAACAUAAAAAAAUUUAUGGAUACUAAAUUGUGUUUAGUACAAAAAAUAUCAACCUUAAUGCUAUUAACAUUAAGGUUGAAAGUCCAAGCACCUAAAUACAAUGUAGAUAAAAUAGAUUUUUAUUCUUUUUUUUAUUUUCAUUUCCAAAUUUCAGAAAUUGGAGGAAGCAUUUGCUCAACAACUAGAAGAACAAGAAAGAAUUUAUGGUCCAGUUACUCCACUAGUUCUGCCUACGGACUUGCCAGAUUUUAACUCUGGUUCAAAAAGAAGCAGUUUUUCAUCGGAUGGAUAAUUUUUUAUUUUUAUAAAUAGUUGUCCGUUAUGAAUUGGAUAAAUAGUAAAAAAGUGCCUGCUUAUUAUAACUUAGGAAAAAGAAAGUGGUAAAAUAUACUUUUUAUGUUUUGAGAUGUACAUCCAUACUGUUAACACUAUAAGUAUGCUUUGAGCAACAUACUAUAGUAUUCAUUUCAAAUAUAUAAAUAAAUAUAUGUACCUCCUUCUUGCAUACCUGUUCCAUAUACAAAAUAUUAGUUGAAGAUGUAAAUAUUCUUUUUUGCAGACUGAGUAUUUUAAACGAUUUAAACUCCAUGAAGUGGAUAUUGGAAGGAUUGUAAUUUUAUUUGUACAGUAAACCCACAGAGUUCAAAUACCCUUUAUAUUACCAUAAUUUGGAAAAACGUAAUGUUUAUUAAUUUUUUCUAAUUAAUCUAAAAUAUAUCAUUAAUUUACUAGAUUUACGCUUUGAUUGUGAUUUAAUAUUCAUACAAAGUGUGGAAGUUUUUUCUUGCAAUAAUACUUAUUUAUAACAGUGAUGAUUUACUAUAAUAUUUAUAACACCAUACUUUAAUAUUAAAUGUUGUUAACCCGAA